GAAACGAUCUUCGAUUUUUCUUCAUUUUUUCUGGCUUCUAUUCUCUCUCUCCCUCUUCCUCCGUCUGGUCUCUCUGCGAUUUUUGAGCUGCUUCGGACCAGAAAAAAGCUCAAGCUCUCUCUCUCUCUGAGUCUCAGGUAAGAGACGACGACAGACGAACCAGAAUGGCGAUGGUUUUGGGGAACUGGAGCACCCAUCACCCGAAGGUGCGACAUUCAGCAUUUCACCAUUUCCAUGGAGGGCCUUCAUAUCUCCUGCAGGAAGAAAGAUCGUGAAAGAGAUAGUCGCCACCCCUACAAGGUUGUCGAGAUCACCCCUCCUCCCAGGAGUCUCGGCGUCCGUUGCUUUCCCUCGAACUUGCAAUGCGGCGAGAGCGUGACAAUCGAGGGCCAGGCCUAUACAAUCUCCGCCGUGACUCACCGCUAUCAGCUCCGGAAGGGGAAGUACGAGCCUAGCGAGAAGAGGCUCGAUGUCUUAUCGACGGGAAGAUACAUCUUGAACUUGUAUUUGGAUAGUCUGUACGAGCAAUCUUGACAUCUAUUCUCCUCCAUGCUCGGGCUCCAGUUUAUCGAGGCUCUGCUCAUAAUCCGGUAUUCUGAAUGUAUGUAUCUUGUUACGUUCAUCUAUGCACUGAGAAUUACGAAAGAGAGUGCAUUCUCCAUACCCA
Molecule: messenger RNA, 667 nt
Organism: Syzygium oleosum
Lineage: Eukaryota; Viridiplantae; Streptophyta; Magnoliopsida; Myrtales; Myrtaceae
Exons: 3
Coding region: 235-534 (99 amino acids)
Source: RefSeq, a predicted model, not a curated record